Molecule: messenger RNA, 3500 nt
Organism: Momordica charantia (bitter melon)
Lineage: Eukaryota; Viridiplantae; Streptophyta; Magnoliopsida; Cucurbitales; Cucurbitaceae
Source: RefSeq, a predicted model, not a curated record
AUUCAUGAUUGCAUCCAACGAACGACGCCAUUUCUAAUUUCUUCCUCGUUGCUAAAUUUCCCAGUUACACCUCAUUUAUUUAACUGUACUCCCCCACUCGCCGCCCCAGUUCUUGCCGGCGCCAUCCUCCGUCCCCAUUUCCGCCUCUCUUCUCAAAGGUGCGAUCGCCAUUCCACAUCUCUCUCUCAAUCGCUGUGUUCUGUUUUUCGGAUUUAACUUUCAGCAACUUUUCCGAUGUAAUGCCGUGCAAUUUCGUUGUUCCUCUGUUCGAUUACUUCGGAGAAUUUCAAUUGAGCUAGUUGGUUGACGAAGCCGGUGCUGAUGCUUAGACUGCGUUUUGUUUUCUGUUUGAGCGUGAAUUUUGCUUACUGAUCAGGGACUUGGAUUGUUGAACUCCGCCGAUGAUUUGGUCUGAAUGCUUGUCGCCUCUUGUUGUUUCUCGGAAGGCUUUUUCAAACAAAGGAUCGCUGUUAAACAGCUAAGUUUGCCAGUUUAUAAACUAGUAUGACAGAACCAUAAUAAUGAUGGCCUCAUGGUAGUUCCACGAGCUGUAUGGGAGGCUUAUUGAAUCCUCUUGACUUUGACCACAGAAGCAUGGCCAAGAAAGUCUUUAAUCAAAAGAGACGUAAUGGCGGCCUAGAAACCCCUCGAAAUAGCCUGGAGCUGCACUUAGAGAGUUCCCAAAACUAUUGUGCUGCCAAAGAAAUAUCGUACUCCUAUCAAAUUGAUGAAGUGUUUUGUGAUAAGGACUAUUUCAAAAAUGAGUCUUCAAUGAAGAAAUUAAUUGAUAAGGAAAUGUCCACGCGCACAAAUCCCAGACAUAAUGGACCAAGCAUUGUUGCUCGACUCAUGGGGAUGGAUAUGUUGCCCUUGGAUGCAAAAGAUGAAGUGGAGCUAAGUGACAAAAGACAUAAUAGCAAGGGAGUGAAGACCUUAAAUAAAGAAAGUACUGGCAGAGGCUUGCCUUCUCAUGUAUCCUCCAAAUCGAAUUAUUCUAAGCAGAUGGACCUGCAUUCAUCUUAUCAUGAUAAUGACCAGGAUGCUGAUCAAUGGAGCAGCAGUCAGAAGAUGGGAAAACCAUGCCGUAGGGAACAUCCUCAAGAGGAGGAACUACAAAAGUUCAAGAAGGAAUUUGAAGCAUGGCAGGCUUCAAGGUUUAGGCAUUGUUCAAGGGUUAUUGAAGUUAGUAGCAUAAACAGACGGUCAAUGGCUCAGGAAGAGAUGGCACUUAAUGGAAACACAGGGAAAAUAUCGAGUCAGAAGCUCCCGGCAGAAUCUGAGGGUCCGGUGGAGAUGAAAUCUCGUAGAAGUGUAGGUCUGGAUGAUGGUACUAAGAGGGAAACAUUCCGAGCUGAGCAGACUCAGAGAGGAUCCUUUUCUUUGAGAAGCAAAUCCAUGGAUGCAGAUUUUGAGCACCCUUGCCUGAUAAGUUGUGAUCGGAAGACAGACAAAUUGCUUGGUCCGACAAAGAUAGUGAUCUUGAAGCCUGGUCCUGAUAAGAUGUGCCUCCAUGAAGAGCACUGGACAAACUCUUCAGGGACCUUAGGAGAAAGAGUUAGUAUCGAAGAUUUUCUUGAAGAGGUCAAGGAGCGGCUGAGAUGCGAAUUGCAAGGGAAAACCUUUAAAAAGGGUACUGCUGCACGUGGAAGUGGAAUAGAGACACCAUAUAGUGAGAAGCCAUCUCACUCUAGACAAAUAGCUCGGAACAUAGCAACACAAGUCCGAGAUAGUAUCACUAGAGAUACUGGAAUAAGUCUACUUCGUUCAGAAUCAACGAGAUCAUGCAAAAGCGAAAUUCAGUUUAAUGCGUUAGAUUCCCCAGAAUUCUUAAACAAAGAUACCAGAAGGUUCUUGUCAGAGAGAAUGAGAAAUAAUGUUCAGAGUAAGGAUUCAGACCUGGAUAGUGGCAGCUCUAGGUCAUCUGUAUAUGAUCAGGAAAGAGUAACGAAGCAAGUAGAAACUACAUUGACAAGUGAAAAACAUACGAACUACUGGGAAAUACUCAGAGAUUCCGAAGAAAUGCAAACUAGAUCUUUUAGGCAUGAGGCAGAUGUAAAUGAGGUCCUUCCCAAAGAAUUGUCUCCUAGGAAUCUCACAAGGUCAGUCUCAGCUCCAGUGGCAGGAACAUCAUUUGGGAAGCUUCUUCUGGAGGACCGCCACAUUUUAACGGGUGUCCACAUUCAGAGAAAACAUGAAGCAAGUGAUCAUGUGGCGAACAUUAAAAAGCAGAAGAAAGAGAGGUUCAAUUUUAAAGAAAAGGUUUCCAAUUUCAGAUAUAAUUUCACUCUUAGAGGGAAGUUGUUUGGCAGAAAGACUCAAUCGAUCAGUGGAUUGCAUACUACCGACCUAUACUCUACCAGAGACAUCUUGAGUGGACCAACUGUUGUAAUGAACUCUGGGGAACGCCACGAAAGGGAGAAUUUCACUGAGGUGCCUCCUAGUCCUGCUUCUGUGUGCAGCAGUGUCCAAGAAGAGUUCUGGAAGUUUUCUGAUCAUCACAGCCCAAUAUCAACUUCAGAUGUGACUCCUAGAGAUGAGAAUUGUGUUUCUCAGGUCUUUAGGGACAUCAGCUCUAAUUUAAAAGAACUUCGAAGACAGUUGAAUCAACUCGAGUCGGAUGAUUUUGAGGACAAAGUGGAACAGCAGCCCGUUGAGUCUGAAAUCACAAAACUUGAAGAUCCAGCAGAAGCUUACGUACGAGACCUUCUCAUUGUUUCUGGUAUGUAUGAUGGAUCAACUGGCAACAACUUUUCACGAAAUAACACAGCUGCAAAGCCUAUCAGCAAUGCGAUCUUUGAAGAGGUGGAAGAAGCUUACAGAAAAUCAGAGAGGAAAAACGAAACCAUUGAGAAGGAGCAGAACGAAUAUAGUGUAGAUCAUAAACUAUUAUUUGAUCUGCUGAACGAAGCACUUCCACUCGCACUAGCACCAUGUUUAACAAUGUCCAGAUUUAGAACAAAAGUCAUUAACUCCUCUACGCCGCCACCGCCUUUGUUUGGAAAAAAGUUAUUGGAUUCUGUAUGGGACAUCAUCCACAAGUUUACACACCCUCCAACUGACAGAUCUUAUUACUUGCUUGAUGGGGUGAUGGCUCGAGAUUUGAAUUCGACACCAUGGUCAUCAUUAAUGGAUGAUGAAGUUAACACGACUGGAAGGGAGGUGGAAGGUCUGAUCAUCAAUGAUUUGGUUGAAGAAAUUGUGAAGGAUUUUCGAAAAUGAUGCGCAGACUCUUAAUUCUCAGGAUAACACUGACUAUAUGCUCGACUACUUGGAGUUGGAGUGAUCAGAAACUGCAUGGAAAGCAAAAAUUGAGGAUACCACGAUUGAUAUUCACUCGACAUAUACUUUCUUUUUUGUGUUAUUUUUGCGUACAUAUGUCCUUAUUUGGAUGUGUUUAAUGCAGAUUGGCUUCGGGUGAAGGUGUUGUUCAGAUGUAAAUGACUCUUAUCUGAUGUUAUUAUAAUUUGUAUAGGAAAUUUAACAUGAUAUUUCUCUCUGCA